This is a messenger RNA of Heteronotia binoei (common prickly gecko), 1647 nucleotides long. RefSeq names its product atrial natriuretic peptide receptor 2-like. NCBI's taxonomy places the organism in Eukaryota, Metazoa, Chordata, Lepidosauria, Squamata, Gekkonidae. The record is from RefSeq and is a predicted model, not a curated record. Gene Ontology annotation, cellular component: membrane. The transcript is spliced from 8 exons. The coding region runs from base 1 to 1647 and encodes 548 amino acids. Gene Ontology annotation, molecular function: signaling receptor activity; peptide hormone binding.
AUGGCCGCGCCGCUCCCGCCGCCGCUCCUCGGGGCCCUGCUGGUGACCCUGGCGGUGCCCCCCUCCUCCUCCGCUGCCGGGCCCGAGGCCGCCCACCAGGCCAGCGCCGCCCCGUCGGUGGAGGUGAGGCUGGGGGUGCUGCUGCCCGGGCGCAACGUGCGCUACCCCUGGGCCUGGCCUCGCGUGGCCCCCGCCCUGAGCCUGGCCCUGGAGGCGCUGGAGCCCCAGCUGCGCCCCCAAGGCCUCGACGUGCGCACCGCCUUCGCCUCCACCGAGAACGAGGACGGCGUCUGCUUCCACCACGAGGCUCAGGCCAAGGCCAUAGAUCUGAAGGGCUCCCACGACCCGGACGUGCUGCUCGGGGCGGGCUGCUACGGCACAAGCUACGCAGUGGCGCUCUUUGCCCGGCACUGGCAGGUGCCGCUCCUUCGAGCCGGGGCCUAUGAGAGGGGCCCGGAAGCUUUCAGCAGCACGAUGGUGUAUGCCGGCCCCCUGGGGCCCGCCCUCGACGGCUUCCUGCUCCAGCUGCUCCGGCGCUUCAACUGGACUUCCCGCGCCGCCGCCGUCGAGUACGUCGAUUACUUUGAAUUCUUCCCCUACGUGCACCGACCGAGCACCGACGACUUCGAGACCCGCUUCCACAACUAUCGCCAGCCGGGGGAGGCCGUCCGCUUCAUCCAGGCCAACGGGCGAGUGGUCUACAUCACUGGGCCCCUGAAGAUGUUGCAGGAGAUCAUGCACGUGGCGCAGGCUCAGAACAUGACCAGCGGUGACUACGUCUUCAUCUACCUGGACAUUUGGGGGGAAAGCCUGAGAGCUGAGGGGCAUCGUGAGGCCAAGAAGCCCUGGCAGAGCAAGGAGAGCCAAGAUAUGGGGGAACUUCGAGAGGCCUUCCAGACGGUGCUAGUAAUCACUUUCCAUGAGCCCCAAACCCCCGAAUACUGGCGUUUCCAGAGCCAGCUGAUCCUGCGUGCCCAGAGAGACUUUGGUGUGGCUGGGAAUGACUCCAUGGAGACCCUGGUGGCUGGCUGCUUCCAUGAUGUUCUGCUGCUGUAUCUCAAGGCUCUGAACGAGACGCUGCAAGAAGGUGGAACCAAGCGGAACACCAGCCGCAUCCUGGAAAAGAUGAGGGGCCUGAAAAUCCAGGGUGUCACUGGGACAGUGAGCCUCAAUAGAGACAAUGACCGAGAGAUGGAUUUUGACCUGUGGGCCAUGAGGGAUGUGGAGAGCGGAGAAUUCCAGGUGGUGGCUCAUUACACAGGACCAGAGAAGCAGAUCAACUGGACAGGGCCCAUCCACUGGAAGAAGGGGAGCCCUCCUCUUGACAAUCCACCAUGUGUCUUCAACAUGGACGACCCCUCCUGUGCAUCAUUGGGAACCACGGCAGCCUCAAGUCUUCUGACUCUUGGUGAGCAACGGCUGGGCCCUCAAGAUCUCCAGUGGUGGGCUGGUCAGUUUCCAGCAGAGCAGGAAAAGAAGCUGCCACCUUAUAGAGGUGAGAAGCGGAAAAGUACAGUUUUGGGAUCAUCUCAGGAGACAGCUGUGUGCAGCAGUGCUUUCUCUGUGGAGAGCAGUGACCUCAGCCUCGAGGUGGAAGAAGGAAGAUCUCCUUUGACUUCGAAGAAGCCAAAGCCUGCCUUGUUGUAG